UUCUUUAUAAGAGAGAGAGUUAACAAGAAAAAGAAAAAAACCCUUUUAAAUUCAAGAGAGAGAGAGAAGAACAAAGAAGAAAAAAACCCUUUAAAAUUCAAGAAUUGGGAAUCAUAUCAUAAACUAAGAAAGAAAGAAAAGAAGGGUUUUACACUUCAAACAUGGGGUGCUGCAGAAGAAGGGUUCUUGUUUCUCAUCGUCAUCUACUUCUCCUCUUUCUUGCAUUAUCAGCCAUAGAUGCAAAUUUAGAAGGGGAUGCUCUGUAUGCAUUGAGAAGAAGUUUAAAUGACCCGGAAAAGGUGUUGCAGAGCUGGGAUCCGACCCUGGUCGACCCAUGCACUUGGUUUCAUGUCACCUGCGAUCCUGUUCAUAAUAGGGUUACUCGACUUGAUCUUGGAAAUGCUAAGCUAUCAGGGAAGCUUGUGCCUGAGCUGGGGAAGCUGGAAAGCCUUCAGUAUCUGGAACUGUACAUGAACAACUUGACGGGACCAAUUCCAGCAGAACUCGGACAGCUCAAGAGUCUUGUGAGCCUGGAUUUGUACCAUAACAACCUUACUGGAUCAAUCCCUCCUUCUUUCUCAAACCUUUCAAAUCUCAAAUUCCUGCGGCUUAAUGGUAACAGGCUGACUGGAAGAAUUCCUAGGGAACUUACCAAGCUUGGAAACCUCAAGAUUUUCGAUGUGUCGGACAAUGAUUUGUGUGGGACGAUCCCAACGGUGGGCGCCUUCUCUAAGUUCACCCAAGAAAGUUUUGCGAACAACUCAAGAUUAGAAGGGCCUGAGCUGAUGGGAUUCGUGAGAUACAACGUCGGAGGCUGCAAAUGAAAGAUGUUUAGAAGUAAUAAUACCAGAUAGAAUUGCGCUAUGAGUAAUGUGUUGGAACCAGACAUCAUUGUAACUAGUAAACUCUAUGGGAUUGGGUCUUAAAUAGUUAGCUUUGAUGGCCCUCUCAGAACUACUGUUUGUUCAAAAGUUCAAACUAUGAGAUAUGGAUAUCCCAAGUCCACCUCAAA
Molecule: messenger RNA, 1012 nt
Organism: Sesamum indicum (sesame)
Lineage: Eukaryota; Viridiplantae; Streptophyta; Magnoliopsida; Lamiales; Pedaliaceae
Product: leucine-rich repeat protein 1
Source: RefSeq, a predicted model, not a curated record